Danio aesculapii is the source of this 1178-nucleotide messenger RNA. Its product is annotated as cadherin-12-like. The record is from RefSeq and is a predicted model, not a curated record. The coding region runs from base 132 to 1178 and encodes 348 amino acids. The transcript is spliced from 6 exons. Gene Ontology annotation, molecular function: cadherin binding; calcium ion binding. Lineage: Eukaryota; Metazoa; Chordata; Actinopteri; Cypriniformes; Danionidae. Gene Ontology annotation, biological process: cell-cell junction assembly; adherens junction organization; homophilic cell-cell adhesion. Gene Ontology annotation, cellular component: adherens junction; catenin complex; plasma membrane.
UCCAUGGAUGCUAGUUGCUUCAAGCCGCUGAGGCUUUGUGGAGUUCUUUAUUUCGGAUUCGCCGCUCCUUUGCGGUCACCAUAAAAGUCAGUCGUGUCCGUCAAAGGACUUCGCACCUAAAGAUUGUUCCAAUGCUAAUGGGGAACUGCCUGCUGCUGUUCCUCUGGUGCCUCUUGGAAAAAAGCUUCGUUUCUUCCUUGCACUCUUCGUCCCAGAGCAGGAUGGGGAAGGAGCAGCACAGGAACCUGAUGGCACAUAGAAAGCAUGGCGUGAUGGGAGUUCACAGAGUCAAGAGAGGAUGGGUGUGGAACCAAUUCUUUGUUCUGGAGGAAUACAUGGGAUCUGAUCCGCAGUAUGUAGGAAAGCUUCACUCUGACCUGGAUAAAGGUGAUAGUAAGGUGAAGUACACACUCUCAGGUGAAGGAGUGGGCUCUAUUUUCACCAUCGAGCCAAGUACCGGAGACAUCCAUGCCUUAAGGAGCCUGGACCGAGAAGAGAAGCCUUAUUACACACUGAGAGCGCAGGCCGUGGACAUGCUGACGGGCAGACCCUUAGAGCCUGAGUCGGAGUUUAUUAUCAAAGUCCAGGACAUCAAUGACAAUGAGCCAAGGUUCCUGGAGGGCCCAUAUUCGGCCAGCGUCCCAGAGAUGUCACCCGUCGGCACAUAUGUGAGACAAAUAACCGCCACUGACGCUGAUGACCCUACUUAUGGAAACAGCGCACGGAUUGUGUACAGCAUCCUUCAUGGGCAGCCCUACUUCUCUGUUGACCCCAAGACAGGGGUCAUAAGAGUUGCCUUACCCAACAUGGACAGGGAAGUUAAAGAAACAUACCAGGUGGUCAUCCAGGCCAAAGACAUGGGCGGUCAACUUGGGGGUUUAGCAGGAACCACCACCGUCAAUAUCAGUCUCCGAGACGUCAAUGACAACCCGCCACGCUUUUCUAAAAGUAUUUUUCACUUGCGUGUUCCUGAAUCAUCACCGGUGGGCUCGUCGGUUGGAAGGGUCAAAGCUCAUGAUCUGGACACUGGAAAAAAUGCUGAAGUGGAAUAUAGCAUUUUGCCUGGUGAUGGAGGAUCCAUGUUUGAUAUUUACAGCAAUAAGGACACUCAAGAGGGAACCGUCAUACUGAAAAAGAGGACCAUUGAAAUAUCCCUCAUGUCCACCUUUCAGUCUUAG